Molecule: messenger RNA, 990 nt
Organism: Aureobasidium musti
Lineage: Eukaryota; Fungi; Ascomycota; Dothideomycetes; Dothideales; Saccotheciaceae
Source: the annotation of a GenBank genome assembly
AUGGCUCCCAAAUCAGCAACUUUGCUCUCAGCCCUUCUGGCUGCCACCACCGUCUACGCUGCUCCUGGUGCUCCCGCUCCUCUUGAGAAGCGUGCCGAUUGGGUGACAGCCGUGAUCGAUGGUAAGACCGUGUCUUGGGAGAACAACUGGAACGUUCCCGCACAGUCUACACCCCCUGCUGUUAUGCCUACCAACUCUGCUGCAUCGGACAACAACGCCCAGUGGAUAACGGCCACUUACAACGGCGCCACCUUCAGUUGGCAGGCAGGUGCUCCUACUGCUGCACCGGCUUCUACUGCUGCUUCAUCGCCUGCUCAGCCUACUGCAGCUGCCCCGGCUCCCAGAGUCACCAACACCGACCCUUCAUGUAGAGACGUCCACAUCUUCCNNCUUUCCAAGGGCUGGAACGAGCCCUACCCUGGUCGUCAGGGCAAGCUUGCUGGUGCCAUUUGCUACGGCCUUGACUCUUGUGACUACGAGGACAUUCUCUUCUACAACGCUGAUGGCAGUGACUACUGCACCGCUGUCAAGGAGGGCGACAGCAAUGGCAUUGACCAGAUGACUGCCUACGCUAAGAAGUGCCCUGCCUCCAAGCUUGUCUUGUCUGGUUACUCUCAGGGUGCCAACGUUGCCGGAGAUAUCCUCGGUGGUUCCGACAGAUGCGGUGGCCCCAACCCCGGUCUUGACCCCUCUACCAGCCCUGGCAACCAGCUCAAGGCUAUCACCAUCUUCGGUGACACCAGACACGUCGCCAACCAGCCCUACAAUGUCCUCAACGGUUCCGAUGUGAGCUCCACCGACCCCCGUACCACCGACUCUCUCAACCGCAUGAACAAGUUCGGCAACAUCAUGAGAUCUUACUGCGACCACCGCGACCCUGUCUGCGCUUCUGGCGGCCCCGGUCCCUUCGAUGUCAACCAGCACCUCAACUACUUCGACCUUUACUCUGACGAUGCCGCCGGCUGGAUCAAGUACAUUCUCGGCUUCUAA